AUGGCGGUAAUCUCGCGCCUUUUAGUCCUCUUUGGGCUUUUGUCACUGUUUCAUGCAGCCUACUCCGCUCACGAAUUUUCGACACUCUCCACAAAACUGCACAAGAACGCCGCUCUCCCUCUGGACAUCAAGCUCGAGACCCUGGUAUCAGUCUUUUUGGCGUGCUUCGGCCUUGUUCUGGGCUCCGACCCACUGAAACCCGUCAGCUGGAGCGCAUGGGCCGGGCAGAUUGAGCGGGAAGGCGGAUUGGCAAACCCGUUCCGGGGACUGGAGGAGAGGGUGGGCUUUAUGGAUAUCAGGGCACAGAGGAGGGCGUUUGCCGAGUGGGUGAAGCAGCAGGGCGCUGGAGUCAAGAGUUGA
Fonsecaea nubica is the source of this 360-nucleotide messenger RNA. RefSeq lists its product as hypothetical. The coding region runs from base 1 to 360 and encodes 119 amino acids. Lineage: Eukaryota; Fungi; Ascomycota; Eurotiomycetes; Chaetothyriales; Herpotrichiellaceae. Gene Ontology annotation, biological process: protein folding in endoplasmic reticulum. The record is from RefSeq and is a predicted model, not a curated record. Gene Ontology annotation, cellular component: EMC complex. The transcript has 2 exons.